ACGCUCCAGAUGUUGAAACAGCCACAAGCAAGGACGCGGCGAGGGUCUAUGUGGCUCACUCCUGUUGAUUUAGCCAAAAACACAGGCAGGAAAGCGGACAGGAAAUUUGCAAUCUCAAACCGCAGACGAUUCUGUGUGGUUUAGCUGUUUUCGUGUCGGGAUUGCUCGGCAUUUCACGCUCUGGACAUGCGUGGGGCUGGAGCAGGAGGGCUUGUCUAAAGUUUGAACAGCAGAGCUGAAGGUACAACUGACUGUGAUAAGGCAUAGGUGGGAUGAUGAGUAUGAUGGCUUCCCCUCUGUUCCUACUGAUAGCCUGUCUGGUCUCAUCGCGUGUCGGAGGUGCUUUCUUCUCGGGACCCCUGCACCCGGAGAUGUCCAACGGCACUUUUCAUCAUUAUUUCGUGCCGGACGGCAACUAUGAAGAAAACGACGAUCCCGAGAAAUGUCAGAUGCUGUUCAAAAUGACCGACAAUCGCAAAUGCACCUUGGACGAGGACCAGGACUCGGUGAUCCGGGACGAUUUUAUCAUCAUCAAGCGGCACAUCGAGGACGCGGCGCGGGUGCUGGAGGGCAUCGGCAAGAGCAUCUCCUUCGACCUAGACGGAGAGGACAGCUAUGGGAAAUACCUGAGACGGGAGACG
Molecule: messenger RNA, 641 nt
Organism: Sinocyclocheilus rhinocerous
Lineage: Eukaryota; Metazoa; Chordata; Actinopteri; Cypriniformes; Cyprinidae
Product: fin bud initiation factor-like
Exons: 1
Source: RefSeq, a predicted model, not a curated record